Messenger RNA from Schistocerca gregaria, 1035 nucleotides. RefSeq names its product glutamate receptor 1-like. Gene Ontology annotation, cellular component: membrane. The transcript has 6 exons. Gene Ontology annotation, molecular function: glutamate-gated receptor activity. The record is from RefSeq and is a predicted model, not a curated record. Lineage: Eukaryota; Metazoa; Arthropoda; Insecta; Orthoptera; Acrididae. The coding region runs from base 1 to 1035 and encodes 344 amino acids.
AUGCGGCGUAAAGACCUGAUGGGGUACAACAUGAAGGUGGGGGUGGUCGUGAAGAGCAACCUCUUCGGAGGCCUCUCGUUGAACGGUUCAUGGGACGGCCUCGUGGGGCAGCUGCUGGAAGGAAACGUAGACAUCGCGCUGGCUCUCAUGGCGCUGACGUCGGUACGACACGCAGCAGUAGACUUCUCGCUGCCACUCAGCAUCUCUCGGGAGCUGCUGCUCAUCCAGGAACCUAGUGAGAAGGAGUUCGCGUGGGACAACUUCCUGCGGCCGUUCGACUGUCGCGUGUGGCUGUGCGCCGUGGCGGUCAUAGCCGGCACCUGGGGCGUCCUCAGGCUGCAGAGGAGCUACAGGUCAGCACUGGGCAACCAGGACGACUUCCAACAGACGUACAGCGAUGUUCUCCACGUCGCAGGGAUAUUCUUCAUGCAAGGUCGCGGCGACGGCUGCGACACAAGGACCCGCGACAGCGUGAGGGCAUCUCUGCUGGUGGCUUCGAUGUCUGCGCUGUUGGUGUACACCGCCUACUGCGGCGCCCUGACCGCCUCCUUGGCCACCCACAAGCUGAGGAUGCCUUUCACAGACCUGCAGGGUCUACUGACGGACGGAUCCUACAAGCUGGUGCUGCAGGACGCAUCUGGAGAGAUGACCAUAUUCCGUGAGUGUACUUUUGUGACUAACUGCUGCAGUAGGGGAAUGAUGUGCGUCGUCUUUGGAAUUGAUGACGCAUGUCGUUCAGGUAUACUGCACCUGCUGCAGUUACGGAGCGAAGGUGUGACGCACCGUCUAUUCAGGAAGCACUGGGCGUGGCCCGAUGAUCAGGAGACGAAGGAGUCGCUCAACCCGGUGAGCAUCAACAGCGUGGUUCCCGCGCUGGCCGUCUUGGGGGCGGCGGCGCUGCUGUCGCUGUGCUUGCUACUGCUCGAGCGGAAGUUCUGGAGCAGGCCCGUUCUCAAGGACGCUGCCACGAGCACUGACCUGAGCAGUGGACGUAAUUCGAAUCCUAGUCAAUCUGUUGACUUUUCUCACAUAUAG